Solea solea (common sole) is the source of this 2911-nucleotide messenger RNA. RefSeq names its product Rho family GTPase 3a (gene rnd3a). Bases 290 to 1051 code for a protein of 253 amino acids. Lineage: Eukaryota; Metazoa; Chordata; Actinopteri; Pleuronectiformes; Soleidae. Gene Ontology annotation, molecular function: GTP binding; GTPase activity. The transcript is spliced from 5 exons. The record is from RefSeq and is a predicted model, not a curated record. Gene Ontology annotation, biological process: small GTPase-mediated signal transduction.
AUAGAGUGUGAGUCUGUGUUUGGUCCACAGGGGUCGCUGUGGUGCAGCUCUGUGAGUGUGUACGGCAGCAGCCUCGCUCUGUGAUUGGCUGUUUCCUCGUGAUUAAAGGCAGCAGACGCUCGUUUCGCCGGCUCACAUCAGAGGAGGACACAGCGAGGACAGAGCGCACGAGGACGGACACGCGGACACACACACACACACACACACAGAGGGAGGGACCGUCCGUCCACGCAGAGACACGCACAGAGUGGAUUAACUGGUGUUUUUAUUGAUUGUGAGUGGUUGAUAAAUGAAGGAGAGACGAUCCGCUGCUGCUGCCGCCGCCGCCGCCGCUGCUGCCGCCGCCUCCUCCUCCUCUUCCUCCAUGGAUCCCGGGGAGAGCGUGAAGUGUAAGAUCGUGGUGGUGGGAGACAGUCAGUGCGGGAAAACCGCGCUGCUUCACGUGUUCGCCAAGGACUGCUUCCCCGAGAGCUAUGUCCCCACGGUGUUUGAAAACUACACGGCCAGUUUUGAGAUCGACACGCAGCGGAUCGAGCUCAGUCUGUGGGACACUUCAGGAUCUCCGUACUAUGAUAACGUGAGGCCUCUGUCCUACCCCGACUCCGACGCCGUCCUCAUCUGUUUCGACAUCAGCCGUCCUGAAACUCUGGACAGCGUGCUGAAGAAGUGGAAAGGUGAGAUCCAGGAGUUUUGUCCCAACACUAAGAUGCUGUUGGUCGGCUGUAAAUCUGACUUGCGCACCGACUUGAACACACUGGUGGAACUUUCUAACCACAGACAGACGCCCGUCUCGUACGACCAGGGUUCCGGCAUGGCCAAGCAGAUCUCGGCGCCGUACAUCGAGUGUUCGGCUCAGCAGUCGGAGAACAGCGUCAGAGACAUUUUCCACGUGGCCACGCUGGCCUGCAUCAACAAGAACCACAAAAAUGUCAAGCGCAGUAAGACCACGCGCACCAACAAGAGGAUCUCACACAUGCCCGCACGGCCCGACUUAGCCGCCGUGGCCUCGGACCUGCGCAAGGACAAAGCCAAGAGUUGCUCUGUCAUGUGACUAAUCAGACUGCAGAGGAGGAGGACGACGAGGAGGAGGAGGAGGAGGAUGGAGCACGGUGACGGCAGGAAACCAUGGGGCGGCGCUCUUUCCUGCAUGCUCAAGGCCCUGUGUUUGUGUGGAAAGGGCUUUUCUAAGCUUCACUUCAUGUCCGUGUUUCUGGAAUACUCCGCAAACAAUAAAAACUCAACGCAAAGUAGCAUCCCGACCCCCCGCCCCUUCAGAGAGGAAGCUAUCUGUCACUGAACUACCUGCUCCAGGAAGUGACCCACUUCCUGUGGGAGGACGGAGCGGACAAAGCGGUCGAGGGUUUCCACGCUGAGCAGGACGGAAAUGAGCAAACGGGAGUGAUGUCAUGAGGAGACACUUGUGUUUGUAAAGGAACUUUUUUUAUUUUUUUUCUGAGUGGGAACCAAAGUCUGGGACGAGGACAUUCAAAGCCUUAGGGACAAAAAACAGGAGCUGCUUUUGUUCGUGUUGAAUCAAAGAGUUUGUGCUCUCUUUCAGGCUGAAACUGGAACACGUCAUCGUGCUUUGAACUGAUUCACUUCUGCUCCUGUAGUAACUCUCUGUCUGUCUGUCUGUGUGUGUGUGUGUGUGUGUGCACAGUGGAAACCUGACGCUGUGUGUGUGUGUGUGUGUGUGUCGGUAUAAUGUGAAGUCAUCGGUGUGUAACUGCAUCACUGUUUAAUUUUCGCUGAUCACACUGAGAAUCUAUGAACCCUGUUCAUGCUCAAAAACAGUGUUUUUAAAAAUGAGAAACCAGUAGAGUUAAAAAAAAAAAAAAAGAGCUGUCACUCACUUCCCCCCGGCACAUUGUAACCAGUGGGUGGAAAUGAAACUUGUUUUUCAGGCUCAGAAAACGUCUUCUGACUGUUAGGUCAUAUCUUCAUUAAGACUCAGUCACAUACAUCACUGCAGUUCAAAGGAACAUGACAAACUAUUGAGAGAAAGAGUUCACAUUUAAUUUGCCGUAAACUACUUUCAGCAAAAUGACAAACAAAACUUAAAGGUUAAAUAUUUCCUAAGCGCUACGAUUAACAGCUGACGACAACUAAUGCUGCACUUUUUCAUAUUAAGUGUUGGUUCAUAAUGGAGGAAAAAAACCUCGGUUUACGUGUUGUUUGUCGCGCUCUGGUGCUUUUGAUGCUCACGAUGGACAUGAAUGCACAUUAAACAGCACAAAUGUGAUCUCGCCGCGCUUACAUUUGGGAGCUCAAAACAAAAGAAAGCUAGCUGUUUUCAAACGUAUCGCUGUUUUACUAAAAGUGUUCCACAAAGAGUAAGUGCUUCUUAAUUGACGUGAAACACGUUCCACACGUUCAUUUGUGUUGUUGACCUGUAAGUAAAAACGUGCUAGCGUUGCUACAUUCACAGUAAAGUGUGAAUCGAGUAACGCUAACACUUAGCUAGCAUGUUCAGCUCCUGACGUAGCUUCAUUCCUGAGAACAAAAUGGCUGCCUGUUGUUAGCAGUUAGCUUGUUGUUAGCUGCUUUUGUGACUGAGUCUUAAGUCAAACUGUUUUUCCUUUCGUUAAUCGUUGUUUUUUUUAAUUUAAAAUAUGUUUUAACUUCUAGAAAAAAACAUCAACGGUGCAAUUACGACGCUGUUGAAAUAUCAAAGUUAUUGAUGCACUUUUUUUGAAACGUAACUUCCCCCCGUAGCUUAUUCCAAUGCCACGUUUGCCCCAGAUGUUUUUCCUUUUCGGAUUUUCUCCACGUGUCGUUGUCUCUUUGACGUGAUCAUGUUUUCUCUUGAAUGUCGACAUCGCCUUCACAAUGUCUUUGCCAAUGUUGUCGCCACAGUAUUUAUUGAAUUUUAUUUUUCCCUCUAGAAUAAAAACGCAAAUGGAAACAAAGA